AGUGAGGAUCCGUUUCGCGGACGAAUACACACAGGAAAUGGGAAACAUUAGUAAUUUACUUUAUCAUGUGUUAAUAAGAUUUGAGUUGCUUUCAAGAAAUCGGUACACAAAUUAGGGAUUAUGAAGUGAGGCCCAUGAAUAUGGAACUUGAUCAAGCGCAGUGUGGGCACCUACAUGUUGACUUAAGUCUCAACACCGGGAUAUAGUCCAUCAGUAAUAGGUGCGGCCAUGUUGACCUAUAGCAGAAAACUUUUGGAAUAAUUUUGGCCACAAUAAUUGUUCAGGUAACAUAAUGCCGAAAUGUGAUAGCUGUACGAAGUAUACUCCGGCCACAUUUGCCUGGAUAUUGCUCUUGGGCGCAACUACUCUCUUCUUCUAUUUUCCGUGCCAAAAGUAUUACCUGUUCCAAUUUCCAUGGGUUCCUGCAUACCAAGGAGUUAUUACACUGUUUGUAAUUACCAAUUUCACGCUGGCAACCUUCAUGGAUCCAGGUGUCAUACCAAAAGCUUCCCCAGAAGAGGACAGGGAGGAUGACUUUAGAGCACCUCUAUACAAAAAUGUUGAAAUAAAUGGGAUUACUGUUCGCAUGAAGUGGUGUGUCACCUGUCAGUUUUAUCGUCCACCACGGUGCUCUCACUGUAGUGUGUGCAAUGUUUGUGUUGAGACCUUUGAUCAUCACUGCCCAUGGGUGAACAAUUGCAUUGGAAGAAGAAACUAUCGUUUCUUCUUUAUGUUUCUUAUAUCUCUCAGCAUGCAUAUGACAAGUAUAUUUGCUUUGUGUUUAAUAUACGUUUUGAAAAACAAGGAGAAGCUAACUGAAGUUCACACUGUUAUAUCGUUUGGCAGUAAAAUUACAGUAGAACCCAUAAAUUUGCUGUGUACUGGAAACAAACUGUACUGUAUGAGCCAUAUCAGUCAGUGCCAUCCAGAGAUAUCUAAAAAAAGGCCUUUCUUCACUCAAUGCCUGCUGAAGACAGACAAAUAUGCAGGGAAGCCGAGACAUUACCCCACUUCUACAUCAGCCAUUUCAACAAUUACAAAUGAGAACCAGGUAAAAACCUACAUGGAUAACAGCAAUGGGGUUAGAAAUGCCAGUUCCAAUGCUUAUAAUAAGUUGUCGCCAGGACGAGGUGAAGGUUCUGACACAGACAUGGAGCCCACAGCAUCACAGUCACAGGAUUGUGAACCUACACCACCUCUGCAAAGGCAUGGUUCAAAAAAUAACUUUUUCCUGCCUCCUGUUGACACUGGAGAAUCACCAAGGAAACCAAGCCAUUUGCAGCAACAGGUUCAGCAGCAGCAGCAGCAGCAACAACAACAACAACAACAACAACAUAGAGGACCCUAUAGUCGUGGAAGUCCUCAUCCAAGACCAAGAGGGAUGGAGGUGUCCCAGUCACGAAGUCAUACACCUGACCCAUUGUCACCAGAGCAGCAACCAUCACAAUCACCUGCUGUUAGACCACAGGGUCCUAGUCCUACAAUGCAGCAGCGAAUUAAAGCGAUUGGUGUACCCACUCCGCUGGCAAUGUCAAGUCCAGUCCGCAGGUCCAACCCAGGCACUCCCACACAGCCACGACGACCAGAUUUUAUUGGAGUUGGGGGAAUGGGGACGCCGUCAUCCACAUACUAUGAAUUUCAGCAACAGCCCUCACAAAUCAGUGCUGUCCAUACACAUCACAGCGUACAGCCUCAUCCAGCAUCUAGAGUUGCGCCGCCAACGUCAAGUUAUGGAAGUCCACAGCGUCGAUUCCUGUCGGAAAGUGAGCUUGUUCGGCAAGGUGGAUCUGGUGGUGAUCUCGCAUAUGCACGCUCAAAUAACACAGCAGAUAACAUACGAGAAUUAGCUGGCUCUCCACAAAGGGGAGUUUAUACGUGGAAGGACACUUCUCCUGGUGCUUAUGGGUCCAAUGGAAAUGGAAUUGGAGCAGCAUCAUCACAUCAUCAUCAGCCGUUGCCUUCUCAGCAUCAAAGGAGUGCUGGGUACGAGUAUUAUCGCUCAAACCCAACAAGUCCUACGCAGCAGCAGCAGCAACAACAGCAGCAGCAGCAGCAGCAAAUGUAUAGUCAGCGUCCUCCAGCUUCCUAUUACCCCCCAGUGCGUGGUGGUGUCCCUGUGUACCCUCCUCCACAAUCUCCACAGAUUAAACGAAAGACAAUGGUAACCCCUACCACCCCAACAGCGGCAGUUUCUUCUUGUGAUGGACGACGACCCAGUCCGGGCUCAAGGAGACCCAUGUCAUUUGUGCGAGCGUUAGAGAUGUCCGAUUCAAUAGAGCUGACUUCAGCUUCCCCAGGUACUCCUCGUUCCGAGCAUAGGCUAGUAACUGUUAGUGGCCCAGUGAGUGGGACCUCAUCUUCAGUUCUUCAAGACACUCAUCGAAGUUCAACGCCAACUCCAGACCGUGCUAGUGUUUAUGAUAUGAAUUAUGAAAUUUCUGUAUAGGGAAGGCUUGGCCCAGGUGGUAUACAGGUGUGCGGUUAUCUUAGAAAUCGAACGUUACCACACAACAAACAAGCAACCUACAACUACUUACGAGGGGCCAGGACUUUCCCUUUGUCAAGAAGGGGUUAUAGAUUACCAUAUUGAAAGAUCAUUUCAUUUUGAGGUACUAGCUUGUAUCCCUGACAACCAGUAAUCUUGUGAUGCCUCUACCAAGUGAAAGAGGACAAAUUUCUAAUGAAAUGAAGAAAAUAAACAUUAAUUUUUUACAAAUUAAUGAUGAUUGCAUUAACGUGUAGUUACUGUAUUGUUAAAGACUUACAGACACAUUUUGUUUUUGUUAAGUGCCAUAAAUUAUAAAUAGUUGAUAUCAUCACACAACAUAACUGAUUGUUGCUACUGCAAUAUUGCAAGUUAUCCUGUUAAUCCAUAAUUUAUAUAGAUCUUUACACUAUAUUCCCCAUGUCCCAAAAUUUGUCAUACUUAUAUAACUGAAAUAGCCUUCAAACUAUAUUUCUUAUAAUUAUUAUUAUUUUCUUUUUUAAUUUGUGAUUUUGUAUUAUCUGUUAAUAUCAGUAUACUGAAUCUGCAAGUUUACAAUAUAGACUUGUGUGCUGAAUUAAAAAAAAAAAAAAGAGAAAGAAAUAACUAUGUUUUGGAGAUGUUUGUGUUGUACUUAAUGUGUCUGAAGACCAAAUCUUAAUUAGCAAUGGUUCAUGAGCUCUUGAGUUACUGUGUCAUAGCACGUCUGUGCAUACUGUGUGUGCUCCUUCCUUCUUUUUUGUGUUAUGAAGUACAUGAGAUGCGUGUUUUAUAAAAGAUUCCUUAUGUAAAUUUAUUUAUCCUUCAUAUAUUUUUCUUUAUAUCUGUGUAAUUGCCGUCAUUGGAAUCUUUAUAUUCAGGAAAUUAAAAGAUAGAGAAAAGAGCAGCU
This is a messenger RNA of Schistocerca nitens (vagrant locust), 3374 nucleotides long. RefSeq names its product palmitoyltransferase ZDHHC8 (gene Zdhhc8). The record is from RefSeq and is a predicted model, not a curated record. Gene Ontology annotation, biological process: protein palmitoylation. Lineage: Eukaryota; Metazoa; Arthropoda; Insecta; Orthoptera; Acrididae. Gene Ontology annotation, molecular function: palmitoyltransferase activity. The transcript is spliced from 9 exons. Bases 293 to 2446 code for a protein of 717 amino acids.